UAAGGAAUAUCAAGAUAGAAGUGGGUCUGUGCAUUAAGCUUAUCUUAUCAGCGACACUCGACCAUUUCCCAUUUGGGCAACUCGUCACUUAGCGACGACAAUAAUCAAGCGACAACGGACCCUAAGUAAAUAAUUAUGCAUGUUUCAUUCAGUAUCUAUAGCUAUGCUAUCUUUGUAGAAAAUAUAAGUGCCUAUUUUAGGCAGGCUGAAACCAACGAGGGAGAUCCUGAAAUGUAGAUGUAUGACCGAAAUCGACGGGAAAAUAACUCCACAAGGAUGGUUUCUCCUUAUAACAAGGUGAGACUUCUAGAAGUCUGCAAAUUCUUUGUCAACUUCCUCGAAAUGGUCGAAGAAGGCCUUGAACAUUUGCACACCGAGACCCGGGUCAAGGCUACCAGUAGUGGCUCGGAUACUGUGCAUGCUCAGCUGCGGGAUUCCAACAUCAAUAGCUCUCAUACCAAUUCUAGCACUAGUCAUGGGUCCAAUAGUACCACCGCUGCGGCUAUCGUUUCUAAUCUGGAAAACUUGGAGUCUGCAGCCGCCCUUGACGGCAAGACGCUGGAAGAGCGCAGUGCUAACGCCCUCGGUAGUCAUAUGGCCGUUUGGAUCAGCAGAAACGGCGACACCGUAAUUCAGACGAGGCGAGUGAUUCUCAAGGUAAGCGUUGAGGAAGUUAGGGUUGACAGCGUGAGUGACGUCAGAGGACACGAAGAAACUGUUGGCAACAGUUUGAGAGAAGAUGUUGGGUCCAUAGCUUUCACGGCACAAGGACUGGGUGAUUCGCUCCAUGACGCUGCUCAUGAAAUUGGAAUUUGCUCCACCACGAAGCAAGCUGCCGAUUUCCUCGUCAUCAAACAUGCCAACCAUCUUGAUAAUACCAGACGACAUGUGAUCAGGGGAGGCAAGGACUGCUUCAUGGGCACUGUAGCAGCACAGUUUGUCGUCGAUACGGCCAGCAAAGAUAAGAUCCUUGUUUAGACCACCGACCUGUGCAGGCUGGAUAUCGAACAGCUCUAGCUCCCAGUUGACAAUGGUGCUGUGAUCUACGUCAAGCUGUUGGGCGAUCGCAUUGACAAGCCCCUUGGGCUGGGUAGAAAUAAAGUUGUCGGUGCCUAGGUCUCCACCGUACGAGUCCUUGGUCGAUAGCUCCGGGCCCUUGAACAAGUCCGAGUUGUCAACUCCGAUAAUGGGAGUCAUUUGAGUCUCCUUGUUGAACGGUCCAGCGGCGGCAGCACCGAAGUGAGGAGCAAGGGUGGGAAUGCGAGCAAUUGGCCAAUCCAGCUUGACCAGUCUCCUCUCGACCUUAUUAGUUUUGGGGUCACGAACCAAAACUCGACCUCCAAUGCCGAGAUCACGAUCCCACCAGGUCGAGUUCAUAGCACCUGCAUAUGGAGCGACUCCGAGCUGGACGUAUCCAGCUUUGUUGGGAACUGUCGGGAGUGGCUUCAGCUUCGUGCACAGAGCGUCGACGUGUCCACCAACGAUAGCCAUGCCAUUUCCGGGGGUGUAGUUCUUGCCGACGGCGAAAGAGAUGAUAGCACUAUCAUUUCGGGUGACGUAGUACUUCUUCCCGCGAGCGAGACACCAGGGCUCACGCUCAGUGAGCUUGAUAUAGCCCUUGGCCUCAAGCUUCUCGGCGAAAGCGUUGACAGCGUGGAAGAUGGUUGGGUUUUUGGUCAUAAAUUCACAGAAGGGUCUGGUAUAGGCUCCUGGGUUGAAUUCGGUGUGUUCAUGGUGGAUGGAUUCAUCUAGGGGUCGCGGGCGGUGCUGGAGGCUGGCCUGAGACUGAGAAAGGUACUCGCUAGAAGAGCCGAAGGAGGCGAUUGAGGGGACCUUCUUCGUCAUCGUGCCGACUUAUACACACGACUUACACCGAUAUAACAACUGUUAACUGUAGCGAUAGAAUUCUGAAGGUCUCUGGUCAUUCGAGAUGGAAGUGGCUGACUCUUAAGAGCAAAAUGUUAUGUGGAUGACGAAAAAGCCAGCAUAUGUCCAGAGUAGCUUCGAUGACGGUACUCCCCGGGUUUAAGUAAAUAUUUAUGCACCAGAGUCUCAAAAUUGGGGAGCGGCCGGCUAAGCUAA
Molecule: messenger RNA, 2082 nt
Organism: Trichophyton rubrum CBS 118892
Lineage: Eukaryota; Fungi; Ascomycota; Eurotiomycetes; Onygenales; Arthrodermataceae
Exons: 1
Coding region: 238-978 (246 amino acids)
Source: RefSeq, a predicted model, not a curated record